AUGGACGACUACGACGAGUUUGGUAACUACAUUGGCGAGGAGGUGGAAGAGGUUGUGGCCAACGGCGUGGAGGAGGUGCAUAUCGAGGAGGACCAACGGAUCCCCGACAGCGACGAUGAAAUCGAGGACGACAGCAAGACGGAAAUGGUGCUCAACCCCGACACGGCCCAUCUGGCUCUGGAGCCCAUGGUGCGAGAUAUGGAGGUGGAAGGCGGCAACCAGCAGAUCACGCUCCACGAAGACAAGGUCUACUACCCCAGAAUGGAGUCUGUGUACGGUCCUGGAGUGGAAAUCGUUCAUAACGACAGAGAUGGGCAGAGCCUGGAAGAACCCAUGGUAGAGCCUGAAAGAGAGGUCAUCAAGGAGGAGGGAUUGCCGGAGACCACAUACCAGCGCGACUACCAGGUGGCAAUGAUGUCACAGACGGAGUACAUUCGAAACGUGUCGAUUGUGGGCAAUCUUCAUCAUGGAAAGACUGCAUUAUGCGACAUGCUGAUUGAAGCGACACACAAGCUGACAGACGAGCAUUCGGGCCAUAUCAACGGACACGUGUCCAGAUACACAGAUACUGCGGCCGUGGAGAUCGAGCGAGGCGUCAGCACUAAGACCAACCCCCUGAGUAUGCUGUUGGCCGACUCCAAGCACAAGUCGCAUGCCAUGACAUUUCUCGACACUCCCGGUCACGUGAAUUUCUACGACGAGGUUAUUUGUGCUUUGUCCAUCACCGAAGGAGCUCUGCUGGUCGUGGACGUGGUGGAGGGACCUUUGGCAGGUACUAAGGAGGCUAUCCGCAACGCAUUCAGACACAGUAACACUCUGACUCUCUGCAUUAACAAGUUGGAUCGGCUGAUUCUGGAUCUACGACUGCCACCGGCCGAUGCCUACUACAAGAUUGCCAACGUGAUCGACGAAAUCAACAUAUUUAUUGCCUCCGAAUUUGGCGAGGAGCGGUACUUUGAUCCCCUCACCAACGUCAUGUUUGCUUCGGCCAAGUUCCGAUUUGUGUUCACUCUGGAGUCCAUGGCACGCAAGGUGACCCCCAACUAUACCGCGCUGACGAAGCGGCUGUGGGGAAACGUGUUCUACAACCCCGAAACCAGCGCAUUUUCUACACAAGCAUCUUCCACGGCCAAACGAGCCUUCGUGUACUUCGUACUGGAGCCUCUGUACAAGGUUUUUUCUACCUGUCUUGGAGAAGAGCCUGAGAAGGCUGUUAAUAUGCUCAGUUCUCUGAAGCUGCCCAAACAUUCUCAGAAACUGGACGCAGAAGACCUUAUCAGAACGGCAUGCAUCGCCUUCUUUGAGACCUACUCUCCAUUGGUCGACAUUCUAACACGAUACAUCCCGGCACCAAAGGUGGGCGAGGAGAAGGAAGAGGCCGAGAAACCUACAGUUGUCAAGGUGGCCAAAUUAAUUGCAUCAGCCGACAGAGAAUCGUUCUAUGCGUUGUCUAGAAUCGUUUCUGGCUCCGUGCGACUGGGCCAGAAGGUUAAGGUGUUGGGUGCCCAUUAUGUGCCCAACGAGGACGAAGAAGAUUGCGCGGAUGCAACUAUCACAGACCUGUUUGUGUCCCAAACAAGAUACAAGUAUACUGUGGUCUCUGCGCCUGUGGGCAACAUUGUUCUGAUUGGAGGUAUCGAUAAAACUAUCAUCAAGAAUGCCACAGUGACCACAGACAAGUCCAUCUUCCCCUUUUCUCCUCUACAGUUUACUCCUCCAGUUUUCAAGAUUUCAAUUGAGCCCGUGAACCCUUCAGAGCUCCCCAAGAUGCUUGAUUCUCUGAGAAAGUGUCAAAAGUCCUAUCCCCUGCUUCAAACUAAGGUGGAGGAGUCCGGAGAGCAUGUCAUAUUGGGCUCAGGAGAGCUUUACGUGGACUGCGUUAUGCAUGAUAUGAGACUGGUGUUUGCUCGUGACCUUAAUGUUAAGGUGUCUGACCCCACAACCCGGUUCUGCGAGACUUGUGUGGAGUCCAGUGCUAUCAAAACAUACGCAGAGACCCCCAACAAAAAGUCCAAAAUCACAAUCAUCGCCGAGCCUCUGGAAGAAGACGUAUCAAAGACCAUAUCUCUGGGCCAAAUCACACCUACAGACAAGCAGGGCUUUGCAAAGCUCGGAUACGAUGCUCUAGCGUCUAGAAACGUCUGGGCAUUUGGUCCUACAGAGACCAGUCCUAACCUGCUUCUUAACGACACGAUUCCUGGUGAAGUCAACAAACAGCUUCUCAACUCUGUGAAGGACAGUGUUGUUCAGGGUUUCAUGUGGGCUACUCGAGAAGGUCCUCUGUGCGAAGAGCCUCUUAGAGACGUCAAAUUUAAGGUGAUGGAUCUUGAUUUGGCUGACAAGGCCAUUUUCCGAGGCGCUGGCCAGAUCAUUCCCACUACCAGACGUGCAUGUUACUCCAGUUACUUGCUGGCUGGGCCUAGACUUAUGGAGCCCAUCUACUCUGUCCACGUGACCUGUCCUCAUGCUGCUGUCAAGGUUGUUCUUGAGGUUCUAGAGAAGCGCCGAGGUCAUCUCACUUCUGACACUCCUAUUGGUGGCACUACUCUCUACGAGGUUAUGGGCUACGUUCCUGUCAUGGACUCGUUUGGUCUUGAAACCGACAUCCGAGUGGCUACACAGGGUCAGGCUCUUGUUUCUCUCAUCUUCAACGACUGGCAGGUUGUUCCUGGAGAUCCUCUGGACAGAAGCAUUAAGCUUCCUUCUCUUCAGGCCAUGAGCGGCACUUCUCUUGCUCGAGACUUUGUGGUCAAGACUAGACGACAUAAGGGCUUGUCGGACGAUCCUACCGUCACCAAGUACCUCGAUGACUCGUUGCUGAAGACUCUUACAGAGAGUGGCCUGUUGGGAUAA
Molecule: messenger RNA, 2853 nt
Organism: Yarrowia lipolytica CLIB122
Lineage: Eukaryota; Fungi; Ascomycota; Dipodascomycetes; Dipodascales
Biological process (GO): mRNA splicing, via spliceosome
Cellular component (GO): cytosol; U2-type catalytic step 2 spliceosome; U4/U6 x U5 tri-snRNP complex
Molecular function (GO): GTP binding; GTPase activity; U5 snRNA binding
Source: RefSeq, a predicted model, not a curated record